AUGAAUGACAAUCUUGAAGAGGAGCCACUGGCGCCGAACCAAGAGCAGGAAGCCAAGCGGAGGAAGAUCCGUAAAGGAACGAGAUCUUGUUGGGAAUGCAAACAUCGCAAAACUCGCUGCAUAUUCCUAUCUCCCGAGGCUACCACCUGCGUCGAAUGUCAGCGACGGCGUGCCACCUGCAUUAGUCAAAAUUUACCGGAAGAUCUAGUCCCAACAAAGCAAUUCAGCAACAGUCGGCGCCUUGGAGACCGCAUCGCGCGAAUUGAGAACAUUAUCAAGGACCUGGUAGUUGCCCAAAGUGCCCAAAACCGGAACGAGCCUCUCCAACAAGAAGAGCAGACAAACCAACCUUCAAACUCAACCGCAUCAUUGUCUCAUCGCUAUGACCGAGCUUUAGUCCUUUCUCGUUCAGCCUUCUCUGCAGAUUCUCCAGGUUAUGAAAGCUCUGAGGAAGAAGAAAACCAGAUCAAUGCACGCCCAGAGAAAGAAAAGACCACGCACAAUAUUCAUAACGAAAUUAGAAGAGAAAAAAGGAAGCGAAUCCAAGGAAAUUCAUCCAGAGGACCUAUUGGACCUCGGAACGGGCCAAGGGCUGAUAUUCCUACAUUGCAAAGACCAUCCAGCCCAAGUGAAGUUGCGGCUAUACACCAUCUACUGGCGGCAUUUCCGUCCCGAGAGAAUGUGAAGAUAUUGGCCAAGCAAAGCUCCAGACCAUCGCUCUACACCCAUUUGACCAAUUUUCAACCACACAACAAGUUGACACGCGAUGCACUUGCUACUGCUAAUGUGGCCGACGCCGUUUACCCGACAUCCUUGUCUCCUGGACCAGACAUACAUCCGGUUCUAUUGGCAAGACAAAUGAUCAUAUUCGCAAUAGCUUUACAAAGUCCCUGUGGGGAAAAGGUUCAUGGUCUUUCGGAGCCACAAGAAGUACUGAUGCGUCGACUCAUGACAGCUGCAACAACAUGGGUGACAAAAAAGGAAGAGUGGCAAGGGACUCUGGAAAGUGUGCUCUGCAUCAUGCUCGAGGGGGUCUUUGAAGUUAACUGCGGCAAUCUGCGACGGGCAUGGGCUGUCUAUCGCAGAGCGAUGACGGUAGCACAACUAAUGGGUCUUCACCGCGCAACUCUUCCACCCUUCAAACGAAUUGACCCGCGAUUGAGCAUAAACCCUGCUUUCAUGUGGUUCCGCAUAGUCUAUAUGGAUCGCUAUCUUAGCCUCUUGCUCGGUCUCCCUCAGGGUACGGCUGAUAAGAACAUGGGGUCGAACCUACAUGAUGAUACACCUCUUGGGAAAUUCGAGCGUCAACUAGCUGUGAUCGCAUCUCAAAUUCUGGAGCGGAAUGAGACCUCCUUCACGGAAAACUCUUUUACAACUCACUUCGGAAUAACCCAAUCUAUCGAUGCGCAGCUAUUGGAAGUCUCAAGAAGUAUGCCUUCAAGCUUCUGGCGACCGGCAAAUUUCCACGGUCUUGCUCCGGGCUCACCGGAUUCUCUAUUGGAGACCGUCCGACUUGCAGGCCAGGUUUAUUACAACAGUCUGUUGAUUCACUUGCACCUGCCUUACGCCAUCUCUAGCAUAGGUAGCCACACAGGGCAUAAAUACUCAAAGGUCACCUGUGUGAAUGCUAGUCGCGAGAUAAUGACGCGUUUUAUUACUCAUCGGACAUUCAAUCCCAUGUCAUCUUGCUCACGCCCAGUGGACUUCUUCGCGUUUCUGGCAGCCAUGACGAUUCUACUUUCUCAUCUUGAUGCCCAUCGCGAAGCAACAAAUUUUCUGGCUCAUCAGCGAUUGAGUGAUCGUGCAAUGUUAGGGCAAGUUCUCGACCUAAUGGAUCUCGUCAGUAAGAUGGACAAGGAUGCAAUGGCUCAAAAAUCUGCUGAACUGAUACGACACCUCCUUAAAAUCGAAUCCGAAGCCUCUCAAGGAGUAACGUAUAUACGGACCAUGGGGGAAGAAAGCCAAUCCACACGGGACAUUCUCAAAAGUGACAAAGAGGUGUGCCUCCACAUUCCUUACCUUGGAACCAUUAGAAUCGCUAGACAGCCUUCCCCUCCAUGCAUUACAGGAAGAUCCCAUGAAGCCGAGUUCAUGCUUCAACAGUCAAACAUUACCACUGAUCCUGGUAAUUUUGUGUAUCCUGAGAUAUCACUGACAGAGGAGGGCCAACCUCAAGUGGAUCUUCCUGGAAUCACUGCAGGUGUUGAUGACUGGGCUUUCCAAGGUGUGGAUAUGGCGUUCUUCGAUAGUCUUACGAAAGGAAUGCCUGAUGUAACUUGA
Molecule: messenger RNA, 2280 nt
Organism: Penicillium malachiteum
Lineage: Eukaryota; Fungi; Ascomycota; Eurotiomycetes; Eurotiales; Aspergillaceae
Exons: 1
Coding region: 1-2280 (759 amino acids)
Biological process (GO): regulation of DNA-templated transcription; DNA-templated transcription
Molecular function (GO): zinc ion binding; DNA-binding transcription factor activity, RNA polymerase II-specific; DNA binding
Source: RefSeq, a predicted model, not a curated record